AUGCCGCCUGAUACGCAUAAGCUUUUAGAAUGGAUCGCCCAAUUUUCCCCUCCCCUCGUCGUUAACCCAUUCACCUCACUCUGUACCUCUGUCUCCCCUUCUUCCCCUCGCCCCCCCUUCUUCCCCUCGCCCCCCCUUCUUCCCCUCGCCCCCCCUUCUUCCCCUCGCCCCCCCUUCUUCCCCUACCCCCACCCCUUCCCCUCCAUCUCCCCCCGCCCUCUCCCUCCCCUCCAUCUCCCCCCGCCCUCUCCCUCCCCCCCAUCUCCCCCCGCCCUCUGCCUUCCCCUGCGCCCUUCCUUCCCCUGGUUCCCCUUCCCCUCCGUCCAGGAUUGGGAGUCGGCCUAUGGGCUAGCCAACGGCUCUCUAUCCCCGCCCGCCGCGCUCGCCUUCCCCCCGGGCGUGCCCCCCGCGCCCCACCUGGAGGACUGCGCCGCGCGCACGGCUGCGCGCGCGCGCGCGGAGGCGAGGGGGCCGAACGGGGAGGCGCCCGCGUGGGCGCGCGCGGGGGAGUGCUGCCAGUGCAGCGCGGCCAUUCCCCCCGCCAACUGCACCCCGCAAACGCCUUGGAUCCGCGGGUCAGACGCAGCAAACCUCGGGCAGACGCGCACAGCGCAGAGGGACCUAUGGGCGAACCAGUUCCCCGCGCCCCCGGACUGCACGGGGCGGCGCCUGGCGCUGACGUUCUGGGCGACGCUGCACCACGGGCUGGGGUCGCAGCUGCACAUCAUGUCGUCGUUCCUCAGCCUCGCUGUGCGCUUCAACCGCACUCUCGUCAUCAAGCCCGACACGUUCAAUCGGGCCACACAGGCCUGUAGAGACCUGGGCCUGGGCAACAACUUGGAGUGCUAUUUCUUCCCCCUAGGCGCCCCCGCGUGCUUGGAAGUGGCACUGGCAGCGGAGGCGAGGGGCGAGGUGGUGAACAGCGACGGCGUGGCCAUGGAGGAGAGGGAGCGCAUCCUGGGGUCGGAUGCGCUGGUGGUGCAGCUGGCCAACACGGGGCUGUUCGGUGAAGUGAGCGCCACUGACCUGUGGGGUGCGCCAUCCCUGGACCGGCCACUGACAAUACAGCAGCUGGGGAGGAUACAGGGCCAGUACUUCGCAUGGGGCCAGGCGCGCUGGUGGCGAGCGCAGGCGCUGCGCUUCAUGCUGCGCUGGCCCUCCCCCCACCUCUGCCACGCCACCAACCGCAUGCGCCACUCCGCCUACGGGCUCCUGGUAGCAGAUCGAGUUGCAUCCGUUGUCCUGAAGCAGGCGGAGCUGCUACAAUCAAUCAACGCCUCUGCUGCUACCGGCGGUGCCAGUAGCGGUGCUAGCAGCACUGUUCCUCCCGCCUCCUCCCAGCCUCCCCUUGUACCUUCUCCAUCUGCCGAUCCAGCAGAUGAUCUUCGAUUCCUCUCCUCCUCUCCCAUCACCCCUCCUCCCUCCACCUCCUCCCCCUCCUCCCCCCCUCUCGUCUCCCCUCCUCCCACUGCCGCUCCUCCCUCCACUCCCUCCACUCCCUCCCCACCAUCCCUCGCGUCACACAUCUGGCCGCUGCAAGGCCUAUCCGGUUGCAGCAGCUGCAGCAGCACCAACCCGCCAACACAACCCACGCCACCACCACAAUCACCACAACAAUCCACCUGCACAUGGGCGGAGAGUGCUCGGGUAUACCAACAAGUGGGCGCACCGCCGUUCAUGCUGCGGCCAGUGAUCAGCAUGCACGUGCGGCAGGGCGACAAGGGAAUAGAGAUGACGCUGCACUCCCUCGCCACCUUUGUCUUCUUCGCCUACCGCAUGCGCCGCCACCGCCCUGACCUGCAGUAUAUCUGGCUCAGCAGCGAGAUGGAGUCUGUGAUGGCAGCAGCAGAGACCUUCCCCGACUGGACCUUUCUCUACGCCAGCAGCAGCAGAGCAACGGACGUGGAGCAGAUGAAGCAGCAGCAGUUCUCAGGCCAGCAGCCCAUAGCCGAGAUCUUCGCCAACCUGCUAAUCACGUCUGAGAGCGAUUAUUUCAUCGGCUCGCUGGGUUCCAAUUGGAAUAGGGUGAUUGAUGAGCUCAGGUCCACUGGUGGGAAGCUGUUUGGCGGGCUGGUGACUCUGACGCAUGGGGUUUAG
This is a messenger RNA of Closterium sp. Naga37s-1, 2097 nucleotides long. The record is from the annotation of a GenBank genome assembly. NCBI's taxonomy places the organism in Eukaryota, Viridiplantae, Streptophyta, Zygnematophyceae, Desmidiales, Closteriaceae.